AUGUCCACUACUACCAUCACACAACCUGCUCGCCACACUAUCGUCGCUGAAGAUACCAUUCCCCAGCAGAGAACAGCCCCGUCUUCCAGGCUUUUGGCCCGCGGAGACCAACAUGGAAAGCUGAAGUUGCGUGGGAUCCCCUCCUUCGACGACCCGUAUGCAAAACGACAGUGGGUGCGUGAGCAUAUGGCGGGGCGUUUCGAUUUUUCGGAAAACAGGGAUACGGUGAGGGGCGUGUCGGGACAUAUUUCUGUUCGAGAUCCGGUUCUACCCGGCCACUUCUGGAUGAAUCCGUUUGCGAAACACUUCUCGCUGAUCAAGGCGUCGGAUCUCGUCUUGGUUGAUGCGAACGGAUAUGUUGUAGAAAGGUGGGAACCAGGCCAUUAUCAACGAGGCUGGCUCACACGCAUGGGGUUUAUGGGAAGACGUGGAGUGCAUUUGGGAAGCCAAUUGGAAAUGAUCACGCAGGAUGCGUGCAAUUUCUAUGGUAAGUUGAGCGUGUAUGAGGAACAUGGAGGCAUUGCGCUGGCCCAGGAUGAAGGAAAGCGAUUGCCAAUGCGCUAG
Molecule: messenger RNA, 564 nt
Organism: Aspergillus tanneri
Lineage: Eukaryota; Fungi; Ascomycota; Eurotiomycetes; Eurotiales; Aspergillaceae
Exons: 4
Coding region: 1-564 (187 amino acids)
Cellular component (GO): cytoskeleton
Molecular function (GO): actin filament binding
Source: RefSeq, a predicted model, not a curated record